Messenger RNA from Spathaspora passalidarum NRRL Y-27907, 2783 nucleotides. RefSeq names its product glutamine--fructose-6-phosphate transaminase (isomerizing) (gene GFA1). NCBI's taxonomy places the organism in Eukaryota, Fungi, Ascomycota, Pichiomycetes, Serinales, Debaryomycetaceae. The transcript is spliced from 2 exons. Gene Ontology annotation, biological process: protein N-linked glycosylation; UDP-N-acetylglucosamine metabolic process; fructose 6-phosphate metabolic process. Gene Ontology annotation, molecular function: L-glutamine:D-fructose-6-phosphate transaminase (isomerizing) activity; carbohydrate derivative binding. The coding region runs from base 104 to 2194 and encodes 696 amino acids. The record is from RefSeq and is a predicted model, not a curated record.
UUCACCUUAAUCUACUUUAGAUAAAUAACAGAUCCGUUUUUUUUAGUGGCAUUAAAAGCUUAUCUAGAAAUAUAGUUGAAAAUCAAUAAAGGAGAAAGCAAAUAUGUGUGGUAUUUUCGGUUAUAUCAACUUCUUGGUCGAUAAGAGUAGAGGAGAAAUAAUUGACACUCUUCUUGAUGGUCUUCAACGUUUAGAAUACAGAGGUUACGACUCUGCUGGUAUCGCUGUCGACGGCGACAAUAAGGGAGAAUCUAUCAUUGUCAAGUGUCCAGGUAAGGUUAAGGUCUUGAGGCAAAAGAUUGCCGAUUCGGAUUUUGACAAGAACCUUGUUUUCGAUAACCAUGUUGGUAUUGCCCACACUAGAUGGGCUACCCAUGGUCAACCAAUGGUUCAAAACUGUCACCCUCAUAGAUCAGAUCCAACUGGUGAAUUCGUUGUCGUCCACAACGGUAUUAUUACCAAUUACGCUGCCUUGAGAAAAUUGUUGUUGUCAAAGGGAUUCAAAUUUGAAUCCGAAACCGAUACCGAAUGUAUUGCCAAGUUAUUCAAGCAUAUCUACGAUUCCAACCUUAAGGAAGGAUUUGAGGUUGACUUUAACGAGUUAACCAAGCAAGUUUUAUAUGAAUUGGAAGGUUCUUAUGGUUUAUUAGUUAAAUCCGUUCACUAUCCAGGUGAAGCUUGUGGUACCAGAAAAGGUUCUCCAUUAUUAGUUGGGGUUAAGACUGAAAAGAAGUUAAAGGUUGAUUUUGUCGAUGUUGAAUUUCCAGAAUCUAAUGCUGAAUCUCCAUUACUUCAACAUGGUGCCAAUGGUCAAGACUUGGGAUUGUUACCAGUUGCUCCAGGUGAUUUGAGAACUUCUCAAUCUCGUGCUUUCUUAUCUGAAGACAACAUUCCUAUGCCAAUUGAAUUCUUUUUCUCAUCUGAUCCAGCCUCUGUUAUUCAACAUACCAAGAAGGUUUUGUUUUUGGAAGAUGAUGAUAUUGCCCAUAUUUAUGAUGGUGAAUUACAUAUCCACAGAGCUUCGUCUAAGAAUGCUGGUGAAUCUGGAGUCAGACCAAUUCAAACCUUGGAAAUGGAAUUAAAUGAAAUUAUGAAGGGUCCAUACAAGCAUUUUAUGCAAAAGGAAAUCUUUGAACAACCAGAUUCUGCUUUCAACACCAUGAGAGGUAGAAUUGAUUUUGAAAACUUCGUAGUCACUUUAGGUGGGUUAAAACAAUGGUUGACUACUAUCAGAAGAUGUAGAAGAAUCAUUAUGAUUGCUUGUGGUACCUCUUACCAUUCAUGUUUGGCCACAAGAUCCAUUUUUGAAGAAUUGACUGAAAUCCCAGUAUCUGUGGAAUUAGCAUCAGAUUUCUUGGAUAGAAAGUCACCCGUGUUUAGAGAUGAUACUUGUGUCUUUGUUUCUCAAUCUGGUGAAACCGCCGAUUCUAUUUUGGCUUUACAAUACUGUUUGGAACGAGGUGCUUUAACUGUUGGUAUUGUCAACUCUGUUGGUUCAUCUAUGUCCAGACAAACACACUGUGGUGUCCACAUUAAUGCUGGUCCGGAAAUCGGGGUUGCUUCUACCAAGGCUUACACUUCGCAAUACAUUGCCUUAGUUAUGUUUGCCCUCUCUUUAUCCAAUGAUUCCAUAUCCAGAACCCCAAGACACAAGGAAAUCAUUCAAGGUUUACAAAAAAUUCCUGAACAAAUCAAGGAAGUUUUGAAAUUGGAAGAAAAGAUCAAGGACUUGUGUAACAGUACUCUUAACGAACAAAAGUCCUUAUUAUUAUUAGGUAGAGGUUACCAAUUUGCAACUGCUUUGGAAGGUGCCUUAAAGAUUAAGGAAAUUUCUUACAUGCAUUCAGAAGGUGUUUUAGCUGGGGAAUUGAAGCACGGUGUCUUGGCUCUUGUUGACGAUAAGUUGCCAAUUAUUGCCUUUGCUACUAGAGAUUCUUUAUUCCCUAAGGUUAUGUCUGCCAUCGAACAAGUUAUUGCUAGAGACGGUAGACCAAUUGUUAUCUGUAACCAGGGAGAUGCUAUUGUCGCUAAUGACAAGGUUAACACUACUUUGGAAGUUCCACAAACUGUCGAUUGUUUACAAGGUUUAUUGAAUGUUAUUCCUUUACAAUUGAUUUCUUACUGGUUAGCUGUCAACAGAGGUAUUGAUGUUGAUUUCCCUCGAAACUUGGCCAAGUCUGUUACUGUCGAGUAAGCCAGUUUCUCGAACGGAAAUUGAUGAUUUCAUAAUUGGGGUAUUAUUACUAUUUAGGAAUUAUUUUGUAGUAAUGAUUUUUUUAAUACUUUUUAGGGCCAUGUCUGUUAUAUAGAUGUUUUUACAAAGAACAAGUUUAUUAGUAUAAAUAAUGCACACGUACAUUCAAAACUAAAACGAACUAGGCUAAAAGAAAAAUCGUUUACUUUCUUGUGAAAUAUUCGGAUGAACCCAAAUAUGCCACGCUCCAAUCAAAGGCUCGUUCACCCAAAUCCAAGUAUUUCUGACUGUAAUACUUUACAUCCUUAUUUUCAAUUGAUUCUAAAUUUGGAGUUAUUCCAGUAGAUCGUUUCACACCAGCAAGGAAACCAGAAAGAAGAAUAACAUCAAAACCUAUAUGCGCCACUUUACCCAACUACGACAGAUAUGGUUAGAUCGAAUCAAAUCAGGCAACAUAAAUCGGAUGAAAAAUACGUACCAUUUUAAUCAUUUGCUAACUAGUAAAAGGAACUCAAAUAAUAUAGUAUUGUGUCAAUUGUAAAUUGAAAGCGAGAAAUUGAAUAUCCAGGAUUGCAAGAGCAAAUAAGAC